Alnus glutinosa is the source of this 915-nucleotide messenger RNA. Its product is annotated as cysteine-rich repeat secretory protein 55-like. Bases 1 to 915 code for a protein of 304 amino acids. The transcript has a single exon. NCBI's taxonomy places the organism in Eukaryota, Viridiplantae, Streptophyta, Magnoliopsida, Fagales, Betulaceae. The record is from RefSeq and is a predicted model, not a curated record.
AUGGCCUCUCUUGUUACACUUCACCUUCUUAUCUUCUUUCUGAUUUCCUUCACUAAAGUUCUACCUCUCCCUUCUCUUCUAUCGAUCAAUUGCACCCCACCAUUUCCAAAAGCUCACAUAACUUCAACCAUCAAUCAUAAACAGGACAACUAUAGUAGCUUCAUGCAAUGCCGGCUCGAUCUCACUCCAAAUAAGUGCACCCUCUGCGCACAAAACGCCAAACAAACCAUUUCCGCUCUCUGCCCAAACGCCGACGCCGUUAGAGCUUGGUUUGAUGGUUGCUACAUUCAGCACUACGACCACAACAGUACUAGUUCUUCUCGUGUACAUCUCGAAAGUAGUGCCACCUGGUUCUGCUCACACCAAGCCACUGCUGAUCAAGACCGGUCUCAGUUCGAACUAGUUCUGGAGACAUUGCUUCUACGGCUAAGAUCUGAUAUCAACCUGGCCACUCGCCAUGGAUUUUCAACCGGGGAGAUCCAGUAUGGAAAUGUUAGCAGAGUUUAUGCACUAGCCGAGUGUGUCCGCUACUUGUCACCGAAAGAGUGUGAAGUUUGUGUAGGAAAAGGCAUUGAGAAGAUUUAUGAGUAUUGCGGUGGUAAAGAGGGAGGCACUGUAGUUGCAGGUUAUUGCAUUGUCCGCUAUGAGAGUUUCCGGUUCUUUUCAGACCUUGAGAAUGACGGUGGGGCAGAUUCCGAUGGUGAGUCUGGAGCUGUUCCGAUUGGGGAGAGUGGGAAAGGUGGUUGCAUGGGAUUUAAGGUGAGAGCACCUUUGGUUUGGGGGGCAGGAAUUGCUUGUGUUGCUUUGGUUGUUCUGUCUGCUUGGUUAGUGAGAAGAUCAGUUAUCAAAAAAGCUAAGAUAGCAUCUUUUGGUUAUGGAAAUGAUGAUGAAAUGGGAAUCAAAGGGGUUGUAUGA